AUGACCGGUGCUCCUGCGCGCGAGGGAGACAUCAAACGCCUCUUGGAUGCGCUACAAAGUCUGGCAGAUGACCAUUCGAGGGAUAGCCAGGUUGGAGAUGAAAGUCACGGGCAAGAUCACACAGAUUCUUCUUUUCCUGCGGCGAAGCGCAGAAAAGUCUCCGCUCCGCUGUUCCCUCCGAAUUCGAUUCCUCCUCCUUCGCUGAAAUUCCCGAUUCCGCGCGUGUCGGCGCCUUCUUUCGACGCGAUGGAAGAUCAUAUUCGCACGGCCAGGACACCGCUGGUUAUCACGGACGCGGUGGACCACUGGCCCGCGCUGUCGACGCGGCCUUGGUCGUCCAGGGACUAUUGGUACCAUCGCACUUUUGGCGGGCGGCGACUGGUUCCGGUUGAGGUUGGACGAUCGUACACCGACGAGGACUGGGGCCAGCGCAUCAUGGAGUUUGGGAAGUUUGUCGACAGGUACAUUUGGGGUGGUGAGGAGAGCGCACGGGAUGAAGACGACAGCGGCGAAGACCAUGCCGGACAGACGGGGUACAUGGCACAGCAUGAUCUGCUGGCCCAGAUUCCCGAGUUGCGGAAAGAUAUAUGUGUUCCGGAUUACUGCUGGAUUGAUCCUCCCGGGCCGGAGCCGGGCACGCCCGUGUACGUCAAGAAAUGCCGUGAGCGGGAGGAGAGAGCACAGCAGAUAAACCUGCCCGAGUCCACUGCACGACCUCCGCACCACCCGGAUAACAUCUCGGAGAAUGGAUCGCACUCGUCGACGUUGGGACUGGGUACGGCCAGUGAGCCUAUCAUCAAUACCUGGAUUGGUCCUUCGUGGACGAUUUCCCCUCUCCACCAUGAUCCUUAUCAUAACAUCUUGGUUCAAGUGGUCGGUGCCAAGUGGACAUUGCGGCCAUAG
Molecule: messenger RNA, 903 nt
Organism: Aspergillus terreus NIH2624
Lineage: Eukaryota; Fungi; Ascomycota; Eurotiomycetes; Eurotiales; Aspergillaceae
Product: putative JmjC domain protein
Exons: 2
Coding region: 1-903 (300 amino acids)
Molecular function (GO): 2-oxoglutarate-dependent dioxygenase activity
Source: RefSeq, a predicted model, not a curated record